GGGGUCGGUGGCGGCUGGUGCGAGAGCGCGACGCGACGCGACCACGGUUUCCUGAGCUCGGCCUGGCCGCCCAGCGCUGCAGCUCGCCCGAGGCCUGAAGGGGUCCGGGCCGCCGUCCAUGGUCGUGGCGUCCUGAGGCGGGGGACGCGCCCGGCGCCCCCAGCCCUCCUCCGCUUCCUCCUGUCGGGCGGGCGGCCUCCUUCGGCGCCUCCUCGCGCUCGCUUGCCGCCCCCCUCCCUCCUUCCCUGCGGCUCCCCCGGCUUUCGGGAGCCCGGGGGCGGCCUGUGGCGCGCCGAGCCCGCGCCGGACUGCGCCUCUUUGGACCUUGAGGGGAAACAUGCGUGUGGCUUGGAUCGUUUUAAAUUCUUAGUUUGGGAUCCCCGCCCGCCUUCCUCUUCCGCCCCGCGGAUUUUCUUUUCUUUUUCCCCCUUUUUUCCUCUCCCGGUCUCCUUUUUGACUCCCUCCCCCUUUAUGCUCGCCCAGCCCUCCACCCGCUGCUGAGAAGUGGGGGAGGGUCUCGGCCUCCAGGUUCCCGCCCCACCGGGGCCCGGGCGAGCAUGGGGGGCAAGCAAAGCACGGCGGCCCGUUCCCGGGGCCCCUUCUCGGGGGUCUCCACCGAUGACAGCGCCGUGCCUCCGCCGGGAGGGGCGCCCCACUUUGGGCACUACCGGGCGGGUGGCGGGGCCAUGGGGCUGCGCAGCCGCUCGGUCAGCUCAGUGGCGGGCAUGGGCAUGGACCCCAGCACGGCCGGAGGGGUACCCUUUGGCCUCUACACCCCCGCCUCCCGGGGGACCGGCGACUCCGAGAGGGCGCCGGGCGGCGGAGGGUCCGCGUCUGAGUCCACCUAUGCCCAUGGCAAUGGUUACCAGGAGACGGGCGGCGGUCACCAUAGAGACGGGAUGCUGUACCUGGGCUCCCGAGCCUCGCUGGCGGAUGCUCUACCUCUGCACAUCGCACCCAGGUGGUUCAGCUCGCACAGUGGUUUCAAGUGCCCCAUUUGCUCCAAGUCUGUGGCUUCUGAUGAAAUGGAAAUGCACUUUAUAAUGUGUCUGAGCAAACCUCGCCUCUCCUACAAUGAUGACGUGCUGACUAAAGACGCGGGUGAGUGUGUGAUCUGCCUGGAGGAGCUGCUUCAGGGAGACACGAUAGCCAGGCUGCCCUGCCUGUGCAUUUAUCACAAAAGCUGCAUAGACUCGUGGUUUGAAGUGAACAGAUCUUGUCCAGAACACCCCGCGGACUGACCCUGCUGGGCUCGCUUGCUGAUUCCUCUCAAAGGCCUCCCGUGUGCUGUUGCCCCUGGGGGCUCUAACCCCUCCAGGCCCUGGCUCUGCAGUCGUCUGGGUCAAACAAGUCCUGAAGCACCUACUCUGCAAAGGCACUGCAGGCCUGUGGGCAUAUGUGAGUCAAGGGACACGCACCCUCAGCAUGCUCAGAGAAAUACUACAGAAAGAGUGUGUGGGUCUAAGCCUGAGCCUUCGAGUCAGACCCGUCUGGAGUGGAGACCCCGGGACUGAUGAUCACCACGGCGGCCAGAACGUGGGCCCUAAACUGUCUGCCUAGGUCUCCUCUACUUGGCGGAAUGGUCUUGAGGAAACGACUUCAUUCGUCUAAUCUUCAGAUUCCUCGCAUGUGAAGUGGGGACAGAAUCACACCGCUCAGAGGUCACUGUGAGAGAGAGUCUGUUCCUGCCACAUGCAUAUCAGGCUCCCUUGUAGCUUCAUCACAGCAAAGAGCACUGUUCUAUUCACAGCACCUCUUCUGCCUGGCAACUGUGUCUCCCUGUUCUAUAUUUAAUUCCUCCAGCAAAGCUGGCCCUGAAGGAGAUCUCCUUGCCUGACCCCCUGGGCCUGCAGGCGGAGGCCUGUGUGCCCACCUCGGUUGCUCAGGCCUGGCCUUAGCAGCGCUCUGGGUGAGCGGAGUGGUCGUGAGCCAGGCAAGGCAGGGCUAGAGCCCACGCUGGGUGCUAUUCCAGGCUCCUGGGGCUGGUGCUUACCCCCCUCCCCGCCCCCAGUGACUUUUUCUCCCACCCUGCACACUGCAGCCCUCUGCUGGCUACUGUGUCCUCCAAGUUGAGACCUAGAUGCCAGGGGUAGGGGUUGGACAAGGGUGUCAGGGCUUCCCAAGUGGAACUGGUAUCUUAUCCUCCAUCCAGGCAGCUCUGAGCUUGGAGGAGGAGAGAUCAGCAGGAGUUGGGAGGUAGGUUCUACCCACUCCCUCUACUGAGGGCCCAGCACUGGGGGACUUCCUGGACAGGAGCACCUCACUAAUAUCCAGUAGCAUUUAAUGAUGUUGAGGUUUUUUUAGGAGAAUGUCCUUAUUCUUAGGAGACAGAUGUUGAAUUAUAUAGAUGAAUGAUGUCAACAAAUGUGUAACAAUUCCAAAUGGUUCCCCUAAAAUACAGCAAAUAACACAAAAAUAUUCAUUGUUGAAUCGUUCAGUGGCUGGUAUGUGAACUGUGUGCUUGUUCUUAAACUCUUCUGUAUGUUUGGAAUUUUUCCUAAUAAAAAAGUGUGAGGAAAUGGC
Hipposideros armiger (great roundleaf bat) is the source of this 2523-nucleotide messenger RNA. RefSeq names its product zinc and ring finger 1 (gene ZNRF1). Gene Ontology annotation, cellular component: intracellular membrane-bounded organelle; membrane; cytoplasm. The transcript is spliced from 5 exons. The record is from RefSeq and is a predicted model, not a curated record. Lineage: Eukaryota; Metazoa; Chordata; Mammalia; Chiroptera; Hipposideridae. Bases 558 to 1241 code for a protein of 227 amino acids. Gene Ontology annotation, molecular function: ubiquitin protein ligase activity. Gene Ontology annotation, biological process: proteasome-mediated ubiquitin-dependent protein catabolic process; protein K48-linked ubiquitination.